This is a messenger RNA of Myotis daubentonii (Daubenton's bat), 1255 nucleotides long. RefSeq names its product lipase maturation factor 1 (gene LMF1). Gene Ontology annotation, cellular component: endoplasmic reticulum membrane. NCBI's taxonomy places the organism in Eukaryota, Metazoa, Chordata, Mammalia, Chiroptera, Vespertilionidae. The record is from RefSeq and is a predicted model, not a curated record. Gene Ontology annotation, biological process: protein maturation.
UCACUGUCACCGUCAGGAUGGGAGUCCCAGCUUCUGGAAACGGGGUUCCUGGGGAUUUUCCUGUGCCCUCUUUGGACUCUGUCUCGACUGCCCAGGAAGACCCCCACGUCCCGGAUCGUUCUGUGGGGCUUUCGGUGGCUGAUUUUCAGAAUCAUGCUCGGAGCAGGCCUGAUCAAGAUCCGGGGGGACCAGUGCUGGCGAGACCUCACCUGCAUGGACUUCCACUACGAGACGCAGCCGGUGCCCAACCCCACGGCCUACUUCCUGCACCGCUCCCCAUGGUGGGUCCACCGCUUCGAGACCCUCAGCAACCACUUCCUGGAGCUUGUGGUGCCCUUCUUCCUCUUCCUCGGACGGCGGAUGCGCAUCCUCCAUGGCGCCUUACAGAUCUUCUUCCAGGUGGUCCUCAUCGUCAGUGGGAACCUGAGCUUCCUGAACUGGCUGACCAUCGUGCCCAGCAUCGCCUGCUUCGAUGACGCCACCCUGGGGUUCUUAUUCCCCUCCGGGCCUGGCAGCCUCAAGGACCGAGUCCUCAAGAUGCAGAAGGAGGAAGCCCGGGAGGCCGGGCCCACGCCGACGUACGGCUGCAUGGUGCGGCAGGCGGCCAACCUGGCACUGGGUGUCCUGGUCGCCUGGCUCAGCAUCCCCGUGGUCCUCAACUUGCUGAGCCCCAAGCAGGUCAUGAACAGCUCCUUCAACCCCCUCAGGAUCGUCAACACAUACGGAGCCUUCGGAAGCAUCACCAGGGAGCGAACAGAGGUCAUCCUGCAGGGCACGGCCAGCCCCAACGCCAGCGCUCCGGACGCUGUGUGGGAGGACUACGAGUUCAAGUGCAAGCCGGGUGACCUGAGGAGACGGCCAUGCCUCAUCUCCCCCUACCACCACCGCCUCGACUGGCUCAUGUGGUUCGCAGCCUUCCAGACCUACGAGCAGCACGAGUGGGUCAUCCACCUGGCGGGCAGGCUCCUGGCCAAUGACGCCGAGAUCCUGUCCCUGCUGGCCUUUAACCCCUUUGCGGACAAGGCCCCCCCCAGGUGGGUCAGGGGCGAGCACUACAGGUACAAGUUCAGCCGCCCCGGGGGCCUGCACGCCGCAGAUGGCAAGUGGUGGAUCCGGAAGAGGAUCGGCCCCUACUUCCCUCCACUCAGCCUCCGGAACCUGAAGGGCUACUUUAGGUCACGGGAGUGGCCGUACCCAGCACCGGAAUAGAGGGACCCAGGGCCUGUCCACCAAGAAAUAAAGUGGGAAGACAUUA